UCUUCUUUUACCUGCACCUUAAGGUAGCAUUUGCACUGAGCUCCACGGAUCAGUAGCUCCAUUCCUAUAUUUGUUUUCGGUCUAGCCAUAGUCAUGGCAACACAAAGAAGAUGGGUACUUCUAUUGGGAAUUAACUUUUAUCUUCGUAAAGAUCAACAGCUGAAAGGAGCCGUCAACGAUGUUAAAAUCUUCAAAGAGUGGUUUGAAGACGCCCGUGAUCCUCCUAUAAUUAAAGCGCUUAUUGCUGAUACCAACGGUGAUAAUCAUCAAACACAACCACCAGGGGCGCCAGAGACAUGGCCGACCUACGAAAACGUUACCAGCGAGCUCAAACGAAUAACGAAAGAUGCAAGCCCUGGAGAUCUGGUUCAUAUCCAUUACUCGGGCCACGGGACCCGCAAGAAAAUAUCGGAGGAAUACAGAGCCAUAGAUGGGGGGGAUGCAGCAUUGGUGUUAUUUGAUCCCGAGACUACAACUAAGGCAAAGUACCUGAGGGGAUUUGACCUUGCCUCCUUACUAGACGAAAUGGUUGAGAAUGACCUUAGGGUAAGCGUCGUUUUGGAUUGCUGCAGUUCCGGUGGCAUCUCUCGAGGUGCGACCGAGACUCGGGGUAUCCCCUGGGAUGAUGUGACAGCGGCGGAGUCCCCCCUGAAUGUAGCGCAACAGCGACGUGAGAUUGACGACGAACCAAACUUUCGCGAUGGUGAAGCCGAUCACCAUUGGCUCCUCCGACCCGAUAACUAUACCUUGAUUGCGUCUUGUGGUCCAUAUGAGUUAGCAAAAGAGAUCAGGGCCGGCCAACAGUUCCAUGGGGCUCUAUCUUGGCAUUUUCUCGAAGCUAUGUGGUACCUCUCUGAAAGCAGUAUGGACCACACUUACGGAAACAUCAUCAGGCGAAUUAGAGCGAGGUUUCGCAUGCUCACUCAGCUCAGUACACAGAAUCCUAUGAUGAUGGGUACCGACUCCAUUUUCAUAGGCCAGGAGCGAACAAGGCGAGAGAAACAGGCGACGUGCGAAGUCAUAGGCUCGACUCCUGAGGGCCGCAUAAUCCUUAACGUUGGUCUGAUCCACGGAGUUCAAGAAGAUGACCAGUAUACCGUACACAUUCCGAAUAACGUCGCAACGAAAACGCCCCAGUUCACCAUUAAAGUGGUCCACGGAGCAUCUUCAGAAGCGGAAGAAGAAAUAUUGCAAAGCUCACGCUCGUCACCUACAAGGAUAGAAGUUGGCCUCUCUGCCACCCUGACGAGGUUACAUAAGCCAAAAGCCCAAGUUCAACUAUUCCCAGGCGCAAACACUCAAUGGAAAGAGGCAAGUAGGGAGAGCGCAUGGGUCCAGACAGUUCCGCAUGAUGAACCAUUAUCUGUGGACGUUCCGGGAAUCGCGAUUAUUCUCAACGACAGAUUCGAGUAUGAAAUAGUCAGCGUGGGGACACAUGAGAGCAUGAAUAUGCCUUGUGUACCAAGUCAAGAUGGGGACGCUAUCUCGAAAGUAGUUUCGUUGCUUGAGCACCUGGCGAAAUUCAUGCUCACGGAAAGCCUUGAGAACAGAGGGAAUGGAGUCAUGGCUCAAAAUGAUUUUCGCAUUGAACUGCCAGGUAUAGGGUUAAGUUCCGCCAUACCAUGUACCAUGAAAGCGAAAGACCAAGAUAUUGUGCCUUUUGUCUUCCACAAUAACACAGCGCACUACUUAUAUUUUACCAUUUUGAAUCUACGCCCCCUUCGCGAGAUAACCAAAAUACCUAAGGACUGGGAAUACAAAGUCGUAGAGCCUCGUUCUAGUUUGACAACUAAAAUCCGCAUGUCAGUUCCAAAACUUAUCAAAGAUAACGGAGGCUCAAGAGCAACUACUAUUUUUAAGUUCAUCGUCACGACGAAGCCGAUACGUGUGUCUGGACUCACAUUGCCGGAUCCUUGGGCGUCUUCGGACGCCACGCGAGGUGAAAGCGCUCGCACAUUAGACUCGCUACUUCAAGGGCAAUCUGUUGAUGAGAUCAAGGAAGAACGGCCGGUCGCCAGAGGGGAAAGUGACACCCUGAGUUGGACAUGUUAUAGUAUAUAUAUGGACGUUAAUCUAUAUAUAAAUUAGCCAGUGGUUACAAGAUCUUGAUAUCAUCGUUGGUGCCUAUAAAUAGCAUACCUAGGAGUACGCUCUGAUAAGUUAUCUUCCCUGCCAUAGUAUCUUUG
Hypoxylon trugodes is the source of this 2186-nucleotide messenger RNA. Its product is annotated as caspase domain-containing protein. Gene Ontology annotation, biological process: proteolysis. Bases 94 to 2088 code for a protein of 664 amino acids. The record is from RefSeq and is a predicted model, not a curated record. The transcript has a single exon. Gene Ontology annotation, molecular function: cysteine-type endopeptidase activity. NCBI's taxonomy places the organism in Eukaryota, Fungi, Ascomycota, Sordariomycetes, Xylariales, Hypoxylaceae.